GCAAAAUAUACAAAUAAAAAAAUAAAAAAUAAAAAAUAAAAAAUAAAAAUGAGCCAAGAGCAACUUUCCAAGAAUGCUAUUGAAGAAGAAACAAAGAAAGUCAAUUUAUCAAAUGAGAGUGCUGGUUUUAUUUUAGGUCAGAGUAACAAAUCCCAUAUCCUAGCUAACCAGACAGAACCCAUUGGUCUCCAGGUGCUGAAACAAGAGAGCCAAUCAUUAAGUGGUCCACUUGGUUCGCAUCGUGGGGAAAUCACCAUCGGCGAAGCACUUGAAGCUACUGCUCUUACGGCGGGGCACCGGCCUGUUGACUACAGCGAUGCCGCCGCCAUACAGGCGGCGGAGGUCAGGGCAACCGGCCGGACCAAUAUUGUCCCUGGCGGCGUUGCGGCCGCUGCUCAAUCUGCCGCCACUCGCAAUGCUCGUCUGCCAAGAGACGAGGAUAAGACAAAGCUUGGAGAAAUUCUUUCGGACGCAAGUUCAAAGCUGCCGUCAGAUAAACCGGUGACCCGCCGAGACGCAGAGGGAGUGAUAGGCGCCGAGUUGAGAAACGAUCCCAACCUUUGCACCCGCCCCGGAGGUGUCGCCGCCUCUGUUGCUGCAGCUGCAAGACUUAACCAGUCUAACUCUCUUUCUAAUAAUAAUAAUACCAAUAAUAACAACAACCAAAUAAAUAAUUAAUAAUCAAGUAUUUUUUUUACAUCUCCGGUGGAGCAAAAAUAUAUUUAAUUUAUUCUAUGCUUACACUGGAUUGAAAAAUACACGAGUAUAUUAUCGUAAUUUAUUCAUCCAUAUAUUCAUAUACAUUCAUAUUGGUAUGUGAAGAUGA
Messenger RNA from Erythranthe guttata (spotted monkey flower), 826 nucleotides. RefSeq names its product Seed maturation protein. Lineage: Eukaryota; Viridiplantae; Streptophyta; Magnoliopsida; Lamiales; Phrymaceae. The record is from RefSeq and is a predicted model, not a curated record.